Molecule: messenger RNA, 1881 nt
Organism: Salmo salar (Atlantic salmon)
Lineage: Eukaryota; Metazoa; Chordata; Actinopteri; Salmoniformes; Salmonidae
Product: heat shock protein 30-like
Biological process (GO): response to heat; protein refolding
Cellular component (GO): cytoplasm; nucleus
Source: RefSeq, a predicted model, not a curated record
UGGGAACAAUAAAUAUAUUGGCUAAACUUCCUGGAAGUGGAAACUGUAACUUCCGGUUUCGAUUGUCAGUGGUGAAAAUCGCCCCCAAAAAUAUUUUUAUAACUGGCUUGCAAAACAGUUUGUUUUAAUAAUUUUUUACUGUUGUAAUCCCACAUUUCUGAUAAAAGAGCUUGUUAUUUAUAACAGUUUAUUGUUGCUCUUUCAACAAGAUAGACUAGCCAAUUAACCAAUACAAUUCGAUUUGAACAGACUAGGCAGGGAACCGGGGUGAGACUAUAUAGCUGCUAUACUAUAUAAUCAGCCUUUACAUUUUUGCACCGUACGCAACCCCCAGAAUAGCAUAAAUCGUCUGAGAUAAGGAAGAUUCAUUAAACUUAACACAAUUUUCCUCUAGUCUGUGAAAUUCAGUUUGCACAUACUGCACAAUGACUAAGCAUGAUAUUUCCCUAUGCAGAUCACAUUUUUCACUUAAUCUCAAGUAGCCUGAGUCACUGCCAGGCUGCCUGUCCUGAUAUUGACAUGGACGUGAAUAUGAAGCAUAUCUAACAGGCAAUAUCCGUUUCAGAAAAAAAGCUUUCUUGCAUGACUUGAAUAGGAAAUGUAAUUUUCAGUGAGCAGCUGAAAUCACUGUCAGUCAGGUUGGCCUAUAUAGUUGUUCUGCCUUGCCAUUCAUAGCCUUGCAAAUUACAUAUGAAAAAUGAAAGCUAUUUGAAAACUAUAGUCUAUAGUUACAAUGGUGAAAAUUGACGUUCUGCAACCAUUCCGGUCCUGCCCAUUUGAACGUAAGCCUAUGCUUUUUAACCUUGGAGUGUAUAAGGAACAUUUAUGGGAGAUGUACUAAUGACCUGGAGUGCUGGGAAACACAUAGGGACGAAAAUAUACCCAAAAUCAUCACAGAUAAAGGACGAAAUAUGUGCACUGUCUAUUCUAUUACUGAAUGUCCAAAUGUAGAAAAUUACUCCUAUGCACGGUGACACCCAGUGGAGAACUGAGGCAAAGACAGGAAAGUUCCUGAAGACACUGGAGCUCCAAGUGGAAGAAUAUAAAAGCUGUGAAACUCCCACUGCUUUGACAGAAACCAACACUGAACACACGGUACAAUCUCAGAGCAAGGGGACUCAACAUUAACAUUGACUGAAGAUGCUGUGCUCCCGAGUAUUCCAGUCUUCCCUCAGCCCUUUGAUGGACUUCUACUGGCCUGUGCGCAGUCUUUGGCCAGAGGUCCAACCUCUUCUCUGCCAGCGGUAUUUACUGCAGAGAAACAUGCUGGAGAUCAAGAGCAGUCUGGAACUGAUGGAGAAACAUCAGCAGCACAUCUUUGGAGAGAUGGACUAUGUCCCAGCCUCUGUGGUCAUCCAACCAGUCUCCUACACGCUGGAGAAAGAGAGAGAGGGUUUUGCCCUGGCACUGGAGACUAAAGACUUCUCCCUAGAGGAGCUGUCUGUCAAGCAGGUGGGCAGGAAGCUGAGAGUCAGUGGGAAGACAGAGAAGAAGCAGGAUGAUGGGGAAGGCUCUUACUCUUACAGAUGCCAGGAGUUCAGACAGGAAUUUGGUCUGCCUGAUGGGGUGAAUCCUGAGACUGUCACCUGCUCCCUGGAUCAUGACUGGAAGCUCCACAUCGAGGCUCCAAAGAAUCCAUCAUCUGCUGAGGAGGUGGCUGAGAGAGUGGUGCCCAUCAACUGUAGCCUGAAUGUGAAGUUGCCACAAUUCCUCAGCUCACAGGCAGAGGGCAGCAACACAGAGGGCAGCACCUCAGACACAUAGGAGAAACAACAGAACACUAUUUCACAUAAGGACUGAUCAUACACUGCUCAACAACAAAAAAAGGGAACACUUAAACAACACAAUGUCACUCCAAGUCAAUCACACUUCUGUGAAAUC